CUUCUAUUCUUUGUACCCCCAAACCCCUCCACACAUCCCCCAGAAUGCUCUAUGCUCCCUUCCUCACUCCGUUUCCUUGCAAAGAUCCCAUCUUUAAUCAUCCAAAUCAGAGGGUUUGGUUCUCCGUCCUCUUUCAGGAAGCCUCAUCCCCUUCCACCUCCUCCAAUCCUCGAUUCCGAAGCCGUCUUGGAAGCAGUAUGCAUCAAUUUGAGGCGCCGCGACUGGAAUUUCCUGCAGCAGUUCUCUUCUUACCUCGUCGGGCCGUUAGUCCGCCGAGUUAUCCUUCGUUGUCGGUCUUCGCCUCGAUUAUCCCUAGAUUUCUUCAACUGGGCAUUGGAGCAACAGCGGAACAACGAGCGCUCUUCUCUUGAUUUAGAUACGUAUUCUGUCCUGAUUCAUGUCUUGGUGUCUGCGAGGAUGUUUGACGAAGCUUUGUGCAUCAUGAGACAAUUGAUGCAAGAAAGGCGUGUCGCUGCGCUGGAGCUAUUGGAUGCUCUCGCUCGAAGUCGUAAGAGGUACGGCGGGAGCCGUGAUGUCUAUGAUGCCAUGGUCCGGUGUUGUACUCAGAUUGGCGCUACCAAAGAUGCUUGUUUGGUGAUGGAGACGCUGCGAGCAAGAGGUGUUUGGGUGUCUGUUCAUGCCUGCAAUAACUUGUUGAACCAUCUUCUUAUGUCGAGUCAAGAUGGCGGAGUUGCGUUCUGGGAGAUGUACAAGGAAAUGCUGGCACUGGGGUAUGUUGAAAACGUGAACACCUUCAAUUUGGUUAUCUAUGGCUUAUGUAGGGAAUGUAAGAUUAGUGAAGCUUUCUCGGUGUUUUACCGAAUGCUAAAAGGAGGGGUUUUUCCUAAUAUUGUUACCUUCAAUAUGCUCAUCGAUGGGUGUUGCAGAAAUGGUGAGCUCAGUUUGGCUUACGAACUUUUCAAGAAGAUUAAGCUUGUGUCAGGGAAUAAUACUGAACCUAAUGCUGUAACUUUUAAUUGCCUCAUUAAUGAUCUCUGUAAGGCAGGGAGGGCAGAGGAUGGUGAGCAUGUGGUUAAGAAAGACAUGCUAAAAAAGGGAUUCCUACCUAACCUGAGAACAUAUGGGACUCUGAUUGAUGGCUAUGCAAGAGAAGGGAAGAUGGAAGAAGCUCUCAGGUUAUUUAUCGAGAUGUUGGAUGAUGGCAUGGUGCCUAAUGUUGUUGUGUAUAAUUCGCUCCUGAAUUGGCUCUUAAAGCAGGGUCACAUCGAGGAGGCUUGUUUCUUAUUGUCGGACAUGAGGAAGGUGCAUGCUUCUCAUGAUCAUUACACAUACGCAAUUUUGGUCGAUGGCUACUGCAGGAAUGGAUGCAUGCAAGAGGCUUUUGGAUACUAUAACCAGUGUAGAGAAGAGAAAUUGGUGAAGGAUGUGGUUCCCUACAAUAGCCUUAUCAAUCAUCUCUAUAAGCAAGGGAGGGUCUGUGAAGUGAAUCAGCUUCUGGGAAGGAUGUUUGUUAGCUGUCUGGCACCUGAUGUGGUUACUUAUAGUACUUUAAUUGAUCGAUUCUUCAAAGAUGGAAAGAUAGAUGAUGCUCUGAAGGUAUAUGAUGAAAUGAUAGAGGUGGGGCAAAGGCCUAAUCUAAUUACAUACAAUUCGAUCAUUCAUGGUUUCUGUCAAGUGGAAUAUGUAGAUAUGGCACGAUUAGCCAUAGAGGAACUGAGAAGUUCAGGUAUGCUGCUCGAUGUAAUCACAUAUAACACUGUGGUCAAUGGAUAUCUUAGGAGUCAGAGGGAUGAAGAGGCAUUAGAUUUAUGCAAAGACAUGCAAAAGCUAGGCAUAGCUGUUAAUGGAGUCACUUGCAACAUAUUUAUGAAUUACCUCUGCAAAUUUGGAUACUUUGAACAGGCAAAAGGGCUCUUGAGGAUUAUGCUGGAUGGAGGCUUGAGUCCAGAUCAAAUAACAUAUACGACGAUCAUUACUGCACUCAGUAAAAGUUCCCAAGCGAAUGAAAUUAUUGAGUUACAUGAUAAUAUGGUGCUUAGAGAAGUACCCCCCGAUGAGUAUACUUACAACACCAUUGUUAGCUGCCUCAUUCAAGGAAAGGCACAUUCCAAAUCAUGAUGAUUAGUGAUUUUAGAAAUGUAUACUGUCGAUUAGUCUGACCAUUUCUUGAUGUCUAAAGAAAUAUGCUAUUGGAUUUUCUUUUAAACCACUUGUUGGAUACAGUUCUUUAUGAUCAUAUCUAAUGAAGCCUAGGUUUCUUGUUCUCAAACUGCAGAUGGUUGUUGUAAAGGAUUUCUCUCAUCCAAGUUUCCAAUCAAGCUUGAUCGCUAUGCAUUACCUUAUUAUUUUGCAGUCUCAAUAUGAUCAAU
Musa acuminata subsp. malaccensis (wild Malaysian banana) is the source of this 2330-nucleotide messenger RNA. RefSeq names its product pentatricopeptide repeat-containing protein At1g11710, mitochondrial. The record is from RefSeq and is a predicted model, not a curated record. Lineage: Eukaryota; Viridiplantae; Streptophyta; Magnoliopsida; Zingiberales; Musaceae. Gene Ontology annotation, molecular function: protein binding.